AUAUUGUCAGUCGAAAUUGUUUUCUAGUGCGGUCGGUUGGUCGGCUUUCUUGGUUUCCUCCCCAGUGAUCCGGUCUGAUCUGCUCCACAUCGCUCUGGCCAAGUGGAUAACGCAUAUAGAUCCGUCCAUAUAGCUCCGAUAUUUGUGCACAUUUUCCAGCAUUCGGUAAUGGUGUUUUUCGUGUUUCACAAAUCGCUGUCAUGUGCCGGAGCCCGAGUCGGAAUCUGCUGACACAAACGGUGACCCAAUUCGAGGUGUUGACCACAUUUUACGAUUAGUGGCCAUAACGGCUGAGUGGUUUGUUUAUUUUGCUGUGCGACCGCACCAAAACGAUUCCAAAAAUGAUUGCAUAAUUUAGUCUCGCGAGACGCACAACAAAAAGUUCGGUUCCUAUUUCGUUUGUGAUUCCAAAUAUCUUGAGCUAAGUCGCCGCCAUGAAGAAACUGCAUCUGGGUGCCAAGCACAAGGGCAAGUCCUACAAGCCCUUCAGGAACAAGAAUCGGCGGGGUUCUGCCGACUCGAACUACUCACAACCGUCAUCCGAUCUGUCGCUAGACGAGGAAAAGGAAUCGCUUCGGCGAGAAAAGGAACGUCAGGCCUUAAGCCAGUUGGAUAAAGCGAGGAGCAAACCAGUGGCGUUCGCUGUGCGAACCAACGUAGCAUACGAUGGCACCAUUGACGACGACUCGCCCGUCCAGGGCGGAGCUGUUUCGUUCGAGAUCCGGGAGUUCCUGCACAUCAAAGAGAAGUACGACAAUAACUGGUGGAUCGGCCGGCUGGUCAAGGAGGGCUGUGAUGUGGGCUUCAUACCCAGCCCCGCUAAGCUAGACAACAUUCGCAUGCAGAACCAAACCAGACCCUCAAGACUGUAUGGCACAAAGGGCUCGUCGAGCGGGAAUCUUGGUGCGGGCGGACAAGCAGGUGCGGAGCCAUCUCGAGGUAGCACACCCCCCACACCUGGUGACGAAUCAGAUUCCAUGGGACCAGGACGACAUGGCAAGACUCCGCUGGCGACGCCGGCGAACAAGGAGAAGCGCAAGCCCUUCUUCAAGAAACAGGAGACGGCCAGUCCCUACGAUGUGGUGCCCUCGAUGCGACCCGUUGUCCUGGUGGGACCCAGCCUGAAAGGAUACGAGGUAACGGACAUGAUGCAGAAGGCCCUCUUCGACUUCCUCAAGCACCGCUUCGAAGGCAGGAUCAUCAUCACCCGGGUGAUGGCCGACAUUUCGCUGGCCAAGCGCUCCAUCAUGAACAAUCCCUCGAAGCGGGCCAUCAUGGAGCGCUCCUCCAGCCGGAGCGAUUGCCUCGGCAAGGUUCAGGAGGAGAUCGAGCGCAUCUUCGAGCUGGCCCGCUCCCUUCAGCUGGUCGUGCUCGAUUGUGAUACAAUCAAUCAUCCGUCACAACUAGCGAAAACUUCAUUAGCGCCAACAAUAGUGUACUUAAAGAUUAGCAGUAGUAAGGUUUUACAGCGUUUGAUCAAAUCACGCGGCAAGUCGCAGGCGAAAAACCUCUCCGUUCAAAUGGUUGCCGCCGAGAAGUUAGCCCAAUGUCCACCGGAUAUGUUCGAUGUAAUCCUAGAUGAAAACCAGCUGGAAGAUGCUUGUGAGCACAUUGCCGAGUACUUGGAGACUUACUGGAAGGCCACACAUCCGGAUAUACGAGCAGUGCCGCCCAUCGCCCGCCCCCUGCCUCAGGAGGCCUCGCCCUCCGCCGAUCCGACACGUCUGGGACCGACGCCACCAGUAGAUGGCGAGGAGUUUAUCGAUGAGCAGGAUCCCAGGAUGGGGAUGUCCGGCGGAGAACGUGAGGGUAGUCGAGAGAGGGACCGCGGGAGCAGGGAACGGGAGCGGGAAAGGGACAGGGAGCGAGACUACUGGGAUCGGGAGUUCAACCGGGAUCGCAGCUCCAAGGAGCGGGAAAGGGAUCUGGAGUGGGAGCGGGAGCGGGCUCGCGAGUGGGAGAGAGAGCGGGAACGAGAUUGGGAUAGAGAGUUCGAUUGGGACCAAGGAGGAACCUCUUACCAUCACAGCCGCCGUCAGCCGACCUCGGUGCGCCACCAGGAGCGAGGAGGUGGUGUGGGCGCCGGCGGCGGCUACGAACGGGACCGUGACCGAGAACGGGACCGCGAGCGGGAACGGGAAAGAGAGCGGGAGCGAGAGCGUUACGAGCGACGGGAACGGGACCUCAUGCACUACGACCUCAAUAGCGACGAGCUCCUGGACGAACGGAACUUCGAGUAUCCCGCCAUGCGCAGCGGUCCUAGCGGCGCCUCCCACCACGGCCACCUAUCCCGGGGUGGUCGGCUGCUGGACGACCAGGACUUCGAUCGCGAGGAGGCGCACCUCAGGAUGAGCAGCUCCCGCUAUGGCCCCUCGACGCGGAUCGACGACCCAAGAGACCUGCCGCGCGGCGCCACCGUUGUCGAUCGCGAUGAAUACAGUCCGCACAGAGGUGGUGGGAGUAGUAGGAGAAUGCUGAAUGCCAUGUCACGACCUCAGUCCCUGCCCAGGCAGUCGUCGCUGCCCACCACCACCACGACGAGCCGGCCCUCAAUGGCGUUCCUGCCGCGCCAGUACAGCCUGGACCCUCAGUGGCUGUCCUCUUCGUCGACUUCUGCCGGUCCUACCGCCAUGGGUCAGCCCCGAUCUCGGCGAGAGCUCUUCCCGUUGCGCCACCAGCCGCAGUCGUUUACCCAGACCCGGUCCCAUAGCCAGUAUAUGCCGGCACCGCGGUACGAUCCCCAGUCCCAUGGUCACGCCCCGUCCCAGUAUCGCUACACCGUGCAGGACACCUCCUUCGCCCACCCGCCACGUUCGCUGAGGGAGGAGUUCCUCAGCCCCACCAUGAGCAAGGUCGAGGCUGUCACGCACGCCAUUCGCAACAAGAUAAUCGUGGAGGAGGACGAGGAGGACAUCCUGAGCACGGAUCGGUUUUAUUAAAGAGAUUUCAGUCCGCCCCAGUCACCCCGCUUCGGUUCGGUUAGGAUGACUUUUUUUGGGGGGCAGGGCAGGUUAGCAAAAGCAAAUUGCAGCAGUGCCAAAACACAAACACACAUUUGUAAAUGUUCCAUUCGGUAGCCACUACACGAUACACACACGAGUACACUGACAAAAAAACACUCGGAGAAACACAGAGAGAUGUGAGCGUUGAAAGCCAGGAGAACCAGAAGCAGCCCAAUGCCAAGUGGGGCCUUAUGUGUCUUAAAUGCUAUAUAGCUAAGUGUAAUCAGAUUUUAUUUAAAUAAUGUGAAUUUAAAUUAAAUGGUCUAAGCCUAAUGUUAAGCUAGUGACAGAUGACAGGUCCCGUUAAAAGGAAGUUAAUGAUUAAAAGGAGCAGCCCGCAGCCACCCAACAAUAUUUGUUGGCACCCACAAUGGGUCUUGUAUUUGUUAUGCAAUCGAUUGACUAAGUACAUACAUAAGUGUCAGCUUUAAUAAUUUAGUGAACGUGUCUUAAUCUAAGUCAAGCCACACACACAAGCACACCCACAAGAACACACAACACACACACUCCGUUGACUGUGAACCGAUUGAAAUCUCUUUAAUCUCAAAUCGAUGUCUGAAACUCCCAAUCUAAAUUGAAACCCUUGCUAGAAUGCAAUCAAUCAUAAACAUUUCUUAAGCCCACAAUUCCAGAUGCUAUCAUCAUAGAGUCGGGAACAGUGCUUUAUAAAAGCAACUUCCAGUCCAUCAUAUAUUUUUUGAAUAGCCACGUAAUAUCAUCUUUGAGAAGUUCAACACCUGCUAGUAAGAAUAUUCUAACAUUUCUAUAUUUUAAAUCUUGAGUAGCACUGUCCCUCAGUCAUUAACUUCUCCAACUGCAAUACUUUCUUCGACCUAGAUACCUUGUUGCACCAUAUCAUGCCACACACCUGCCAAAAAGCGCACAGUCCGCGGCUGCAAUGUUGGAUUGCCCGCGAACAAGCCUCCAGCCAGGGUCAGGGUACAAGAAAGAAAAUCCUGACCCCGGCUUGGGUAUAGCGAUUUAAACUACCAGUGCCUUAUUAACCAUCAAAUCGAGUAUCUCAGAAGCACACACCACUCCUCCCAGGAUCCCGAAAGUAGAUCAUUCGAAACACACCCCCACAUCGUAUGCGUCAAAAUUAUUGUUCAAGGUUUGUUGUUAGUUAAAAAUCGUAAUGUCGAGAGACGAGAAUCGUUGAUCUGGCCCAUUCCGAGCGAGCAAUCCUUUUACAAUUCCAACCACCAUGCUAAAUUAUGUCGAACCCUACAACUAUGAACCGCACUGCAUUCAAAUCGAUCGCCACCACCUGGAGUACGUAUUGAAGAGUAUAGCUAUUUGAUCUGUAAGCACUCCUGCAGAACCCAUCCUACUGUCCAAAGACUACACUGAUAGAAACCGAAAUUACUGGGGAACGUAGUCGGUGAAAUGGUGCACUCCUACGUAGAAGACAGACCAUGCCAGGCCAUGGUCCGAUAAACAAAUAUUUAAAAGAAUCUAGUACUUUUUGAUAUAAGAGAUACAAGGUGAUAUAAUUACAAUUUUUGAAAAACACACGAUACAUAGAAUUGUUACAAAAUAUUUGGAAAGUAUCUGAAAAUGACAUCCACCAAAGAAAAUGCUCAGAAAUCAGGCAGGUUAUUUUAAAAAUCAAAAAAAGGUGACUAUCAUACAUGUAAUUGGUAAAG
Messenger RNA from Drosophila bipectinata, 4648 nucleotides. It is a transcript of the gene Ca-beta, whose product is annotated as Calcium channel protein beta subunit. Gene Ontology annotation, molecular function: protein binding; voltage-gated calcium channel activity. Lineage: Eukaryota; Metazoa; Arthropoda; Insecta; Diptera; Drosophilidae. Gene Ontology annotation, biological process: calcium ion transmembrane transport. The record is from RefSeq and is a predicted model, not a curated record. Gene Ontology annotation, cellular component: voltage-gated calcium channel complex.